UCACGAUAACAUCGAAGUGUGGUGGUUUUUUAUGAGCUUCAUUGGGCAGAAGGCUCCCCGAUUGACCAUGGCUAUGCUCUUCUGAGCCAGAUUGAGCUGUCAUAAGAGGCGGGUACACUGGCUUUGUCUAGAGGAGAAACUUUUGCUUCUUAGUUAUGUACGUACAUCUCUUUUCAUUAGUUGUAUCAUCAGGAUGGCUGUGUUUCAUAUGUUUCAGUCUGGUCAUUCGAUUAGUGUCUUAGGUUUGCUAAUAUGACUGCUCUUUCUUCUCUGUCCACCAUGAUUCUUGUUUCACUGCAUGUGGAGCCAGCUGUUCAUCAGAAUGAGCUACAUUGCCAAAGGUUUAGGGAAUCCCGACUUGUCUUCAGCAAUGCGGACGACAAUGUUCAACUGUUGCAGCGCCUCGUAUCUAACAACGUGGACAAUUUGCUAACUUGAUAUCAAACAUCGAACCAGGCAUAAUUUAUUGACUCUCAUUGGAUUUUAGUUAAGGGCAGAAUCUCAGCGUCGCUCGCAGCGCUUCUCGUUCCUUAGAUGGCGGACAAAAUGUCGAAUCCGAACAUUGUCUUCCAUUUCAAUCCUGACUUGCAGGCUGAGUGGAUCUAGGAGAGAGCCUGUGACCUUCAAUGGAUGAACAAUGUUUUACAUCACAGACACUGUUAAGUGGGAAACAUUGCCACGAAGACAUGCAGAUGGCGAACGAUGACUCUGGAAAACAAUUUUCUUGUUCAUGGGAGAGCCAAUACAAUGAUAUUAACUUCCACUAUAAUUAGCUGAAUCUAACUUGGGCCCAACUUGAGAUUGAUCAAUGAGCAGCUCCUUGCAGAGGCAUUUCUGGUCUAGAUCGAUUAAUGAAGUAUGAGGGGAACAAUUUGCUCAGUUAUUCUCAUGGGCGUUAAUAGAAUUCAUGCCUUCACUCUCUCAUUCAUUCCAACACCUGCGUGCAUUUGUAAUCACGGACCUCGCGUCGCAAGAACUUCUGGAUUUGAGGAAUGGAACCAAUUCUGAGUGUUUGGACUGUUACCAUAUCCAUGAGUUUUUCAGCAAGGCCGUAAUCUACUGAAAAUUUCCUACGGAAAAGACUGAGGAGACCCACAUUCCAGCUCUUACAGCGAAGAAGGUCAUUACUAGAGUUGCUUAAUCAGUAGGUCCAACAUCCACUCCGCCAGACUCAGAGAAAAGAAUGUCAAAAGAAAAAGGACCCCAACGCCGCAAUAAAGAACCCAAUCAAAUGCAAAGAGAUGAGUAGAAAAAGGCAGUUCAUUGUGUCUUUGCCAGGUCGUGGAUACUCCUCGCAAGAAAGCUGAUGUGUGCGAUAUUUGGAGAUAUUCCUACAAAAAGGUUUUGCACUGUGGCACAGUCGCUGCCCGCUGCUCAACGUCUGCCCAAUGGCCUUGGAGCAAGGGCAGCGUCAGAAGAAUCCUAGCUCCUCCAAUUUCAAGAGCGAGAAUUGGAAGAAUCCUAUCCUGUGCACCAACACUAUCUCGAAUCCGAUUGCAAUCAACUGCAUCUGACGAGCCAGGCAACGUCUAAUUGGCGAGGUGCAUUCGGAACUGAUCGUGAGCGCCCUGCUGGCUUGUUGAUGAUUCGUUUAACAGUGACAGGGUUUUAAGAGGAUAGUUGUCCCCAUAUCAGCAGCUUCACCACCUUACUGCAAUUUGUUUGCCAUUUUUCCACUUUUGACCACAAAUCCAUGUCGCGGAGCCUUCGCAAGUUCCACCUGCUACGGGUUUCGCUUUUAUUUUCGCCAACGGUUUUAAGGUUGCCGUUGUUUGAUUGUUAGUGGUGAGUGCGUAAUUUUCGACUGGAGGGAGUGAUCAGGCUUUGGCGAUGGCGACAUUGCCGCCGGCUUGGUGUGUGCUUCCUUCGGACAGCAGAGCAGCAACGGCAGCAGUGGGACAUAGAGAGCAGGAUGGAAAUGCCGCGUCGUGUAGCGGGAGGAGGGAUGGCGGGGUAAAGAGUGCAGCGAGGUUGACGAAGGCUGUCCGGCGGAGGAGACUGCCUGCGAGGAUGAGAUUAUCGUCGCCGUGGUUAAGGUCGUAUGCGUUUGGAUCACUGCCUGCAGGCCCUACCAACAGAGCUGCGCACAACCGAACCCUGGAAGUGGAUAAUGUUUUAUUCUCUGAAAGCUGGUCUGGUAGUGAGGGAAAUACUUUUUGUGGACCAGGUGAUGAAGCGAUGGUAUUGGCAUUAGCCGCUGUGAAAGCUGCGAGGGAUGCAGCAUCUUACAAAAAUGCAAUGGAUGUGAAGAAGAGAGAGUUUCAGUUGGAGUUUGACACGCCGAGUCUAGAGAGGGCCAGCUUGAAUAAUAUGGAGAAUUCAUUUCGGAUAGGUUGUGAUGCUGAGGCUGCAAUGCUAACGGCAGAGCAGAAGUAUGUUCAGAAGUUAGAAUUGCUAAUAGAGGGUGCAUCUACUUCUGCCAAGAGCAAAGCAUCGCCAAGAAGAGAUGAAGAAUCUGCAGUUGGGUUGCCUCGAUCAAGGAAUGUUGCGGUGAAAUCGAAUCGUAAGAACGAAAGAUUUAGAAAGAGGGAACGAGCGUUGGAAAAGGCAGGGAAGGUUGCAUUUGCUCUUGCGUCCUCACCCCCUGUACCGAAGGCAGAUAAAUCCCUUAUCAAGCAUCGCCUUUCAGACCCAAUUUGCUCAUAUUUACGAGACGUAAAAAAUAAUACUCUGAAACUAGAAAAAGUAAGAGCUGAACUUCAGCGAGACAUGGGAAGAGAGCCCACCAGGAGUGAGUGGAGUCUAGCUGUUGGAAUGAACCAGACUCUGUUUGAAUUGCGAAUUAAGGAGGGUCAAUGUGCGAAAGAUAAGCUUGUGAACUCAAAUUUGCGGUUGGUUGUGUCUAUUGUCAAGAACUAUCAAGGCCGUGGCAUGACCCUUCCAGAUUUAAUUCAGAGAGGAAGUUUGGGCUUGAUAAGGGGAGCAGAGAAAUUUGAUCCAGAAAUGGGGUUUAAAUUCAGUACUUAUGCGACUUGGUGGAUUAGGCAGGCUGUGACGCGCUCAAUUACAGAUCAGUCCAGGAUCAUUCGUCUGCCAGUUCACAUUUACGAAGUCAUCUCACGUAUCAACAAAUCUAGGAUGAUGAUAGCCGAGGACCAAGGGCGACAGGCACGUGACGAAGAAGUGGCAACAGCAGUUGGGAUAAGUGUGGAAAAAUUGGAUUUCAUAUUAAAAUCGGCUAGACUCCCAGCUUCAAUGGAUCAACUCAUUGGGAGGGAUAAAGAUCUACCGUUAUGGGAAAUGGUUGCUGACAAAGGCUUCAAUUCAGCAGACGAUUUUCUGACGAAUGAAGUGCUGAAGCAAGAUAUCGACGGUGUUCUACAAACCCUGUCUCCAACAGAGAGGGAGGUUCUCAGACUUCGCUUCGGAUUAGAUGAUGCUCAGUCGAUGACUUUGAAAGACAUAGGCAUCUUUUUUAAAGUGACGCGCGAAAGGAUAAGACAAAUCGAGGUGAGAGCAUUGCGCAAGUUGAGACACCCAACUCGGAGAAAUAUUUUGCAGGGGCACGUGAAAAAUUACCAAUGAAUUGUUAGUUGAGUAGUUGUAAAUAAUUAACAUUGCAACAAUACUGUCAGCACUUUUGUGAGGUGAAAGUUUCUACAGAAGAUGAUGUACUGUAGAAGCUGUGUGUUUGAUUUGUGUCUCAGUGAAACAUGGGUAGAGUCGCCUAUGACGUGAAUUGAAAGCGGUACAAUAUUGGAGCUGUCCAAACACACUGCAGCUAGAGUUCCAUAUCUAGGUAGAAUAUUGUACAAUGACCGUUACGAUUAAACGUAAUCAAGAAAUUUUCAGCGACCGUUGUAAUUUA
This is a messenger RNA of Physcomitrium patens, 3808 nucleotides long. The record is from RefSeq and is a predicted model, not a curated record. NCBI's taxonomy places the organism in Eukaryota, Viridiplantae, Streptophyta, Bryopsida, Funariales, Funariaceae.